Molecule: messenger RNA, 531 nt
Organism: Cylicocyclus nassatus
Lineage: Eukaryota; Metazoa; Nematoda; Chromadorea; Rhabditida; Strongylidae
Source: the annotation of a GenBank genome assembly
AUGCGCACGUUUGUGGAGGGUGACGGAAGAGGUAUUGCAAAAGCCUUUUACGAUGAUCAAAAUCGGGAGCUCCAAUCUGAAGCUGGCCUUGGGUUGGUUCCAUACCUAAUCUGGAGGUCAACUUCCACAAUGUCCUCUGUUUUUGCACGAGAAGAUACGAGAUCUCUUUAUGCUACACUCCAAUGGGAUGGGCAAAGGAUACUGCAGUGCACAUUGCCGAACUUGAAAGAGUUUGUGUGGCACAAUGUUGAUAUGGAUCUUCUCUUGGUGAGUGAUGCCCAUAUCAAUACUAUGUUUUCGAAGUCUCAGUACGAUGGCUAUCAAGUGGAGUCUAUUCAGUUUUUUCAGGAGAUCAUCUCUAUCGAGACAGUCUUUUUGGAUUUUCGUCUUUUGCUAGACAUCGAGCUUUCGAUUUUUUCUUCUACGGGGAGUAUAUGCUAUUAUGCUUCUAUGACGGCUUUUACAUGCAUCUAUAAAGGCAAACAACGACAAACAUAUCGCAGUCUAUGUAAGGAGCAGCCCCAAUAUUGA